This is a messenger RNA of Limanda limanda (common dab), 5204 nucleotides long. RefSeq names its product O-linked N-acetylglucosamine (GlcNAc) transferase, tandem duplicate 1 (gene ogt.1). The transcript has 19 exons. Gene Ontology annotation, molecular function: protein binding; protein N-acetylglucosaminyltransferase activity. Lineage: Eukaryota; Metazoa; Chordata; Actinopteri; Pleuronectiformes; Pleuronectidae. Bases 1923 to 4556 code for a protein of 877 amino acids. The record is from RefSeq and is a predicted model, not a curated record. Gene Ontology annotation, biological process: protein O-linked glycosylation.
UUUUUUGUUUCCUUUUAUUUCCCCUUUCCAUACAUUUUAGUUUUAACUUUCCCCCACUAGGGUCAUAGAUGUCCCUUUUUCCUUCUGAUAUUUUUUAAGCCACGUGGAUUUCUUUCCCUUCCACCCCUUUGGCAAAAAUUAAGGAGGUCAAAUUGUAGCUUUUUCACAUAAUUCAGUUCAGUGAGCUUCUCACCCUUAACCUACCAGAAACCAUUGGGAAAUUUGGACUGGAAUGAGUCAGCAGCCAUAUAAGGCAACUGACCCUUCAGUAAUUUUUAAAAUCAUACUACACAUACUUUCCAUUGCUAACUUUUUACACAGCCACAUGUAAAUCGUUUUUCAGUAUAGUCUUUAAAUUACAUAUGUCCCCAUUCUGUAUCACUUUUACUCACAAUGUUCUUUGCUUUACCCCUGGCCUUUAACCAGAGGUCAGCCCCUCCCCUUUCAGGAAGAAAGGCUGGAGUUUAAAUUUACAAAGUGAAUCGAUUUGGUUAUUUGUGAACCUCGGCCUAUGCAUUUUCAUAUUGCCUUUGGAGGGAAAAUGCUGGCUCGGUCUUUGAAGAAUACGUGAACUGAUGAGAAGCUAGUAAGACUUUGCCUUGCAUAAGAUAAGAUGGUUUCUAGCCUGACCACUAUACUCCAAUGUAAUUCAUCAAGUUCCCAAAGACAAGUGUUUGGUCCCAGUUUGCUGUCAGCACAUUUGCUGCCAGUGUGAAUUUUUUUAUUUUUUUUUUAUUUUAAAUGUUUCACUUGCAAUGUUUUAACUUGCAUUGUCACUCUAUUACAGGGGGUUUCUGGGUUGGGUCAAAUCUAGAGAUGUGGAGUUGUCCUACUGGUUACAGGCCAUCUUAUCUUGUGCUAGAGGGGGGUUAAGGAGUGGGGAGGAGCAUCAGGGAGCCGCAAGCUCCCCUGCUCUGUCGCUCCACCCCCCGCGCGCUCGCUAAGGAUUGGUGGAGUGCGCGCAUAGAGCUGUCUUCCUGACCCUUCUGCUAUGACCAAUUGGUGUUAGUUAUUUUUAUUAGAAAUUUGAUCGCUAAUAAAAUCUGUGCUCAGCUGGUUAUCAACUCUGAUCACCGCUGCCAUUGAAUCGAUUUCUUUAACAGAGCUAGUUUUCAAGUCACUUAAAAUGGUCCAUGCGGCAUCAGGCAGAUAGCUCCCAAUCUGCAUUCCACCACCUGCGUCAGAUGCUGGUAUAGAAAGGCAAAAGUACGCGCAGCAACAGCGAUGAUCUCUUUAUUUCAGAUUUGUGGAGGCUUCUAGAUACAAAUAAUUAAACCACAGACUUUUCUCCCUACCCCAUUGGCCAGGAUUCAAGAAAGCAGGCCAGGAUAAAGAAAUCCAAGUCUGAAAAACAUUUCAUGAAAAUGCUAAAAGAAUAACUGAAAGGCAAUGAUUAAUACUUUUUCCCUUUUCUUUCAAACGUGUAAUAUUCCCGGAGACAUGGGAUCAGUUCAUUUGGGUAAGAUCAAGCCAGUAACUGCCCUCCUGUAGUUGGACAAGCAAACCAAAUUGAUGGACAGCUGGAUGCCUGACAAUAUUUAAUUGAUAAACUGAUCACAUCAGAGCCUUUCUUCCCUCCUUGUUACUCUUCAAGCAUUCCUUUUGUUUUCUUUGAAAUGAAACAUUCAUUGCAUGAAUGGAAACUACGAAUAGUCAGUUUUCUGUUUGUUGUGAUUUGGAAGAACCUGUUAUAUCUCCAUAUUUUAAAAAAAGAAUUUAUUGUUUGAAAACUUUACUAACGAUCUUGUUGUCUGAUUUUGUCUUUUUUGGUUUUUCCACAACUGAUAUUGUUAUUUAGAAGGUUUCAGGUGGGUGAAACUAUUCCUGCGUAGGUGCCUGGCGGAAAGGAACACUAGGGCAGCCUCAGUCCUCUCCUCUUCUUCCAGCCAGCUGCGGCCACCACUCUGACAAAGUCCAAAAAUAUGGCUUGUUACCUGAAAGCCAUUGAGACUCAGCCCAACUUUGCAGUGGCUUGGAGCAACCUGGGCUGUGUCUUCAAUGCCCAGGGAGAGAUAUGGCUGGCCAUACACCAUUUUGAAAAGGCGGUCACUCUGGACCCAAAUUUCCUGGAUGCUUAUAUCAACUUAGGAAAUGUUUUGAAGGAAGCCAGAAUCUUUGACAGGGCUGUAGCUGGUUACCUGAGAGCCCUGAGUCUUAGCCCCAACCACGCGGUUGUCCAUGGAAACCUGGCCUGUGUCUACUACGAGCAAGGUCUCAUUGACCUGGCUAUUGACACCUACCGUCGUGCUAUUGAACUGCAGCCCCACUUCCCAGAUGCCUACUGCAACUUGGCAAAUGCCCUGAAGGAGAAAGGCAAUGUGUCGGAAGCAGAAGAGUGCUACAACACGGCCUUGCGUUUGUGUCCAACCCACGCGGACUCCCUUAACAACUUGGCCAAUAUCAAGCGUGAGCAAGGCAACAUUGAGGAUGCAGUGCAGCUGUACAGAAAAGCCCUAGAGGUGUUCCCAGAGUUUGCAGCAGCUCACUCUAACUUGGCCAGUGUCCUGCAGCAGCAGGGGAAACUCCAGGAAGCACUCAUGCACUACAAGGAGGCCAUUAGAAUCAGCCCCACAUUUGCUGAUGCCUACUCAAACAUGGGUAAUACACUGAAGGAGAUGCAGGAUGUACAAGGCGCUCUUCAAUGCUACACCCGUGCCAUCCAGAUAAACCCUGCCUUUGCUGAUGCACACAGCAAUUUGGCCUCAAUCCACAAGGAUUCUGGAAACAUCCCAGAGGCCAUUGCAUCUUACCGCACAGCCUUGAAACUCAAGCCAGACUUCCCAGAUGCUUACUGCAACUUGGCACAUUGCCUCCAGAUUGUGUGUGACUGGACAGAUUAUGAUGAGCGAAUGAAGAAGCUUGUGAGCAUCGUCGCUGAUCAGCUGGAUAAGAACCGCUUGCCUUCGGUGCACCCACACCACAGCAUGCUUUACCCACUCUCUCACAACUUCCGCAAGGCGAUUGCUGAGCGCCACGGGAACCUUUGUCUGGACAAGGUACACAAAAUGAUGAAAGUCAACGCGCUGCACAAACCUGCUUUUGAGUAUCCCAAAGACCUGAAGGCCAGCAGUGGACGUCUGCGUGUCGGAUAUGUCAGCUCUGACUUUGGCAACCACCCGACGUCUCAUCUGAUGCAGUCCAUUCCUGGAAUGCACAAUCCUGAGAAAUUUGAGGUGUUCUGCUAUGCGCUAAGCCCGGACGAUAGCACCAACUUCCGUGUCAAAGUGGUAGCAGAGGCUCAUCAUUUCACAGACCUCUCACAGAUCCCUUGCAAUGGCAAGGCAGCUGAUCGCAUUCACCAGGACGGACUUCACAUUCUAGUCAACAUGAACGGAUACACCAAAGGAGCCCGAAAUGAGCUGUUCGCCCUCCGCCCAGCCCCCUUACAGUGUAUGUGGCUGGGUUACCCUGGAACCAGCGGGGCUCCCUUCAUGGACUACAUUAUCACUGACAAGGAGACCUCACCUUUGGAGGUGGCCGAUCAGUAUUCUGAAAAACUUGCCUACAUGCCCCACACGUUCUUCAUUGGAGAUCACGCCAACAUGUUCCCUCACCUCAAGAAAAAGGCAGUGAUUGAUUUCAAGUCUAAUGGACACAUCUUCGACAACCGCAUUGUCCUUAAUGGUAUAGAUCUGAAGGCCUUCCUGGACAGUCUGCCAGAUGUUAAAGUAAUAAAGAUGAAGUGUGACAACAACCAGGAACCUGCUGGGGAAACUAAUGGAGCUCUGUCCAUGCCAGUUAUUCCCAUGAACACUGCAGCUGAAGCCAUCAUCAACAUGAUCAAUCAAGGUCAAAUCCAGGUCACAAUUAAUGGCUUCACUGUCAGCAAUGGCCUGGCCACCACACAGAUCAACAACAAAGCUGCUACUGGCGAGGAGGUUCCCCGCACAAUCGUUGUCACAACCCGCUCCCAGUAUGGUCUUCCAGAGGACUCCAUCGUCUACUGCAACUUCAACCAGCUCUACAAGAUUGACCCCCCUACUCUUCAGAUGUGGGCCAAUAUCCUAAAGCGUGUAUCCAACAGCGUGUUGUGGCUUCUUCGCUUCCCUGCCGUGGGCGAGCCGAACAUCCAGCAGUACGCUCAGAACAUGGGUCUGCCUGGCUCUCGCAUCAUCUUCUCCCCUGUGGCACCCAAGGAGGAGCAUGUGAGGAGGGGCCAACUGGCUGAUGUGUGCUUGGACACUCCUCUUUGCAAUGGUCACACCACAGGCAUGGACGUUCUCUGGGCUGGAACACCCAUGGUCACCAUGCCAGGUGAGACCCUGGCCUCCCGUGUGGCUGCCUCACAGCUCAACUGUCUGGGCUGCCCUGAGCUCAUAGCCCAGAGUCGUCAGGACUAUGAGGACAUAGCGGUCAAACUGGGCUCUGACAUGGAAUACCUGAAGAUGGUUAGAGCACGUGUGUGGAAGCAGCGAAUCUGCAGCCCUCUUUUCAACACCAAGCAGUACUCCAUGGACCUGGAGAGGCUCUACCUGCAGAUGUGGGACCACCAUAGCAAGGGCCACAAGCCAGAACCUCUGGUCAAUUUCCAGACAGAGACGAGUGAGAAUGCCUGAAGUGGAAGAUAUCGUUUCCCCAUUUACCCGAGCCAUGUAUAUCCCUUGCCAUCUGGUUAUUUGUUUUUUUCAGCCCCCCAGCUUGAAUCGUCAGCCUCCACUCCCUCCCCCGUUUCUGAGCAACUCCAUCUGUCUGUCAUUUACUAUUGAUGGGACUCUUAUUUGUGAAGGAGCCUAAAGAUGCACACAUGUGACACCCCAUCACAUCAUCUCAUCUGCAUUUCCUGAGCCAGAUAGAGCCUGAGACUUUCAGGCAGCUCAUCUGUGACUCUUGUCCUGAAAGUAUAUUUGGUGACCAUGAAGGGGUCGUGAAUGCCCUGCUUGCCCCUUCCGUACUUGGAUCAGUGGAUUUUUGUUUCUUCUGUCUGUGUGAACACAGGACUGACUGCAGCUUGUGGAGAGAAUGCCCAGCCAUCAUUACUCUUUGAAUCUAUUUAUUAAUGGAUAAAGAGUUUUGCGUGUUUUAAAAGACAAAUGUUGCACCAUGAAAAUUGUUACUCUGACUUGCUUUUCAUCAGCUUUAACGUGCAAAUGUAAAACAUAGAUUGCAAUUGUUCUUUAGUUUGUCUUAAGCUGUUAUUCAAUGAAUGCAAUUGGUAGAUGUGCAAGUUUUGAGGAAUAUGUCAAGAUAAAGAGUUCUUCCCCUCA